Naegleria lovaniensis is the source of this 1098-nucleotide messenger RNA. RefSeq lists its product as uncharacterized. Bases 1 to 1098 code for a protein of 365 amino acids. The transcript is spliced from 2 exons. The record is from RefSeq and is a predicted model, not a curated record. Lineage: Eukaryota; Heterolobosea; Eutetramitea; Acrasida; Naegleriidae.
AUGAGCGCCAAACCAUCCAAUAAACCAACCCACUCAUCAAACUCGGGAAACAGCAAGCCUUCGUCGGGACAUGCUGGUCAUCAAAAAGUGGCACUGCAGAAGAAUACAACACCGGCCAUCUCAAAACCGGGGAGUGCAGGAAAAGCACAAAAACUACAAAAUGAAAUAAGUAAUGUUGUUGAGGAAGGUUCCUCGAGGGAGCCAGAAUUUUAUUCAAUGGCACAUAUGGAGCGUGAUUUAAAGAAAGGAAUUACGGAAGAGAAUACAUCCGUUGCUUUAAAACCAACAAAAAUAAGUCCAAAACUAGUUGCAGAGCGAUGUCUUUCCGAUAUUCCAAGUGAUGAAGAAGAAUUGUAUGUAGUUUUUGAAGAGUUUCGCGAAAUUGGAAAAUUUAGGGGAAUAUCUCAUGUUCACACAUCAAGAUACAAUCAAUUGUUCAUGAUCAAAAAGCUAAAGCUUGAUAGAUGUAACAUUAUGAAAAUUGAAAACCUUGAUUUGUACACCCAUCUCACACACGUUUAUCUUCAAUGUAUUAAGAAAAUUGGAGAUGAAUUGAUGGAAAACAAAAGGCUUCAGUUUCUCGACUUGGCCAAUAAUGAAAUUGAGGAAUGUGACAUAUCGAAACUUCCAAAAAGCAUUGCAAUUUUCAAUGUUGAAAACAACCCUCUAAAAUUAGAGGAAAAUUUCGUUAAAUCUUGCUUACCAAAUCUAAUGCAGUUUAACAAGAGAGAGUAUAUAGAUGAAGAGUUUGUUCCUGAAGAGAAGCUUCCGUUUGAUAGAACUACGCUGAGCCAAAUGAGGUCUUCUCAGUCUGGGUUGGAUUUGCUGAAAAACUCCAAAAACGAAGAUCAGACAACAGAUAUUCCAACUACAUCUGCUUCUCUAGCUGAAUUAGCAAAAGCCAACUCUGACAUUGUGGAAAAUUAUAAACAUGCCUUAAUGGAAGAAAUGGACCGUAUUCGAACCGAAUUCAAAGACAAGAAAGAGAAAUUAAUUGCUGAAAUUCAGGAAAGGAAAAGUAAAUUACGAGCAGAAAAAAGUAGUCUCAAUUCCACGAGCAGUGAUGAAUCGAGCGAUGAGUCCUCAAUUGACGAAUAA